AUGGAUUACGACGAUGGAUUGUUGUUGAAUUUUGCUACUGAUACCACUUCUCCAUCCACCACUUCAAAAAAUACAAAAACUAAAAUUGUGGGAGGAAGGUGGAAAGAUAGAAGAAAACUUAUACAAAAUUCUAAAAGAAAAUCAACUCCUAAUCUGAACAAUUAUAAAAACAAUCAAAAUUAUCAGAAGCACAAAAGAAAAAGAGAUCAAAAUGAUACAAUCAAUAGUUCUAGAAGUGCUUCACUCAAGAAACCCAAAUAUCAAGAAAAACAUGGCCAAUUUGGUGGAAAAAAUAGUUCUUUUGUUUCUUCUUUAUUUACAUCGAAAAAUAAAUCUCAAAAUCAGUUCGUUAUCCCUUCAAAUGCACCUUUGAAAAACUCCAAUUUCGAAGACUUGGGAAUAAAUUCAAAAUUGGCUAAAUAUUUAAAUGAAAAAUUGCAUUAUUCGGAACCAACAGUUAUUCAGAAAUACUCAAUUCCAAAUUUGAUUAAAAAAAAUAACAAUUUCAAAAACGAUUUAUUUAUUAAAUCUCAAACUGGUUCUGGAAAAACUUUGGCUUUUCUACUACCAAUCUUCAAUAACUUGAUGAUUCUUAAAAACCAAAUCAACAGAGAUUCUGGUUUAUUUGCCAUAAUAUUAACUCCAACAAGAGAACUUGCUUUGCAAAUCCACGCAGUUUUGGAUCGUCUUUCAAAAAUCUCUGUUAAUAUUGUUUCAACAUUUGUCAUUGGCGGUGAGAAAAAGAAAAGUGAAAAAGCCAGAUUAAGAAAGGGUAUAAAUAUACUAAUUGCUACACCUGGAAGGCUUUUAGAUCAUAUUAAAUCCACCAAAAAUUUGGAUUUAGGAUCUCUCAAGUACUUGGUUUUAGAUGAAGGUGAUAAAUUAAUGGAAUUGGGAUUUGAGCAAACUUUAACUGAAAUUAUUCAAAACAUUGAAGAACAAACGAAAAAUAAUGAAAAUUCUGCUGAACUAUUGAAUUUGUACCCCGAAUUACCGAAUAGAAGAGUUACAAUAUUAUGUUCAGCAACAUUGAAAGACAACGUCAAAAAAUUGGGAGAAAUAUCUUUAAAUAAUCCACUACUAAUCAGCAGCAAUGCAAAUGAGGAAAAUGGCAAUGGUGUUGUGACAUUCAAUAACGAUGAUACUGGUAAUGUAAAUGAGACAUUCAAUAAUAACAAAGAAAUAUCAAGUGCUCCUGAUCAAUUAUUACAGCAGGCAAUAAUUGUGCCGCCAAAAUUACGAUUAGUCUCGUUAAAUGGUAUAUUACAUAACCUUUCCUCUGAGAAUCAAAACAGUAACACUGGCUCAAGAAUAAUUGUAUUUUUGUCAUGUUCAGAUUCUGUUGAUUUUCAUUUCAAAAUUUUCUCGAGAAAUGGAAGAAAAAUUGUUCCAGCUGAAAAGAAAGAAGCCGAUAACAACAAGAGCGCCAACAAUAACUCUAACAAUGACAGUGCUGAUGAAAACGUCACCAUAUCCAGUGCUCCAUUGAUUGGUGAAAAUACAAUUGCUUAUAAAUUGCAUGGGUCACUAACUCAACAGCUAAGAUCGUUCACUCUCAACCAUUUUUCAAACCCCAAGAUCAACAGUGACAAAAAUUUGGUGUUGUUUUGCACAGACGUUGUUUCGAGAGGAUUGGACUUGCCCCUCGUGUCAACAGUUAUUGAGUAUGAUCCACCCUUCACAAUUGAAGAUCAUUUGCACAGAGUUGGAAGAACAGCAAGAGUGGGCAACCAAGGUAAUGCUAUGUUGUUUUUGUUUCCUGAGCUGGAAGAAAACUAUGUUGAGAAAAUCAAAGAGUAUCACACCAAUGGCCAAAUCCAGAAAAUCCAGUACGAUGAGAUAUUGAAGAAAGUGUAUGCUGAUCCCAACAGCAAAAGGUCGAAGUGGGACAUUGAAGCAACGACAUGGCACUUGAACGUCGAGAGAUGGUUGUUGGCUUUUCCCAGUGUUCUUGAGUUUUCCAAAAACGCCUUUAUUUCUCACAUCAGAGCCUACACCACUCACUUGAACAGCGAGAAGGACUGCUUCAACGUCAAAAAGCUACAUCUUGGGCACAUCGCCAAAAGCUUUGGCUUGAGAGAAACUCCUAAGAACAUGGGAGCUGGUGCCAACAAAUCAAACAGCAGACCCAAGAAGCCCAAAGAGUCCUCCAAAAACAAGAUGCUCAGGAUGGCCAAUUUAACUGUCAAGUCCUCGAGCAGCGAGUUUAAUUUUAUGUAG
Ascoidea rubescens DSM 1968 is the source of this 2220-nucleotide messenger RNA. It is a transcript of the gene DBP7, whose product is annotated as putative ATP-dependent RNA helicase. Bases 1 to 2220 code for a protein of 739 amino acids. Gene Ontology annotation, cellular component: nucleus. The transcript is spliced from 4 exons. The record is from RefSeq and is a predicted model, not a curated record. Gene Ontology annotation, molecular function: RNA helicase activity; nucleic acid binding; ATP binding. Gene Ontology annotation, biological process: ribosome biogenesis. Lineage: Eukaryota; Fungi; Ascomycota; Saccharomycetes; Ascoideales; Ascoideaceae.